AUGUCAUUGCGCUAUCCUAUUCCAGCUACUGUGCUUGGUCUGGCGAGUAAUCCGGUAGUUGCUGUGCUUACUCCGGUUACCAUCGGGAGUUUGAUCGGUCUUAUCACGAAGAGUUCGGUGAAAACUUGGUAUUCAACUUUGAAGAAGCCAAAGGGGCAGCCCCCAAGAUGGGCUUUCCCGGUCGCGUGGACUUAUCUUUACGGUACGAUGGGAUAUGCGUCUCAUUUGAUUGCCGAAUCGUUAAGGACCACCCCAUUCACUGAGACAGCGGAUCAAGCGAACUCAGCAUUGGCGCUUUACUUCGGCCAACUUGCGCUCAACUUCAUUUGGACCCCAAUCUUCUUUGGCUUGAAAAAACCUGCACCUGCUCUCAUUGAUAUCCUUGCCCUGACUGGCAGUGUAUUUUAUAUGACUAACGUCACUAGCAAGUUCAACUCCAAAGCUGCAUACUUGUUCUUACCUUACUGCGCAUGGCUCACCUUUGCCACUUAUCUCAACGGUACGAUGUGGUAUCUGAACGCCGGCGAUGGUCGCAAAUCCAAAAUCCGAGAGACAAUUGAUUACUUUGUAUCCAAAUUCAACCGUUCAACUCUUACCAAGCAGAAAGAUGAGUAG
This is a messenger RNA of Puccinia triticina, 615 nucleotides long. RefSeq lists its product as uncharacterized. The record is from RefSeq and is a predicted model, not a curated record. The transcript is spliced from 4 exons. The coding region runs from base 1 to 615 and encodes 204 amino acids. NCBI's taxonomy places the organism in Eukaryota, Fungi, Basidiomycota, Pucciniomycetes, Pucciniales, Pucciniaceae. Gene Ontology annotation, cellular component: mitochondrial outer membrane.